AAGAAGAAGCGGCCUUGGUAACUGUUGUGGAUUCUAGAUUUUACCCACAAUCCUCUUGGAUAGACAACAAGAAGAGCGAUGUUGCAGUAGACAUUUCUAUCUUAAUUUUAAUGGCAUAUGGUCAUCUUCAGAAGAACGACAGGGAAUGGAUAAAGACCAGCGUAACACAGUUGUCUUCAAUGCAUCGAAGAGAGAACUGUUCACCGCUAAUACAGGGUACAAGUCUCUACAGAAGAGGCUCAGGGUGCAAUGGAAAAUUCUGAGCAUAAAAGAUGAGCUGACUCAGGAGAAACUGAUGGGCAGUAAGCUAUGGAUCACAGCUGGGCCAAGAGAAAAGUUCACUAGUUCUGAGCUUGAAGUCCUUAAACAUUACCUGGAUGGGGGUGGAAACAUGCUCGUGAUGUUGGGAGAAGGAGGAGAAACAAGAUACGACACCAACAUCAACUUUUUCCUGGAGGAGCUUGGAAUCAUGGUGAACAAUGAUGCUGUGGUGAGGAAUGUUUAUUAUAAAUAUUUCCACCCCAAGGAGGCAUUAGUUUCCAAUGGUGUUCUCAACAGAGAGAUCAGUCGAGCUGCUGGGAAAACGGUUACGGGCAUCAUCGAUGACGAAAGUUCUGGAAACAACGCUCAGGCACUGACCUUCGUAUAUCCCUAUGGUGCCACUCUGAGUGUCAUGAAACCGGCUGUGGCUGUGCUGUCUACCGGCUCUGUGUGCUUCCCACUCAACAGACCUGUACUGGCCUUCUACAGAGCUAAGGAUGGAGGGAAGCUGGCAGUUUUGGGGUCCUGUCACAUGUUCAGUGACCAGUACCUUGACAAAGAGGAAAACAGUAAAAUAAUGGACGUUGUGCUCCAGUGGCUGAUGACUGACGGCAUUCAGCUUAACCAGAUAGAUGCAGAGGACCCGGAAAUCACAGACUACACCAUGUUACCGGACACAGGAUGCCUCUCGGAGAGACUACGGGUAUGCCUUCAGGAGGGGGACGAGAACCCACGUGACUUUACGUCUCUCUUCGACAUGUCACUGAUGAAGCUGUCAACAGACACCCUGCCCCGCGUUAUCAGCUCAUACAAACAGCUAAAUGUGAAACAUGAACAACUCCAGCUGAUCCAGCCUCAGUUUGAAACACCCCUACCAGCUUUACAACCAGCUGUCUUUCAGCCUGCCUUCAGGGACCUUCCACCCCCCAUGCUUGACCUUUUUGACCUUGACGAGACGUUUUCUUCUGAGAAAGUUCGACUGGCUCAGCUCUCAAACAAAUGCACAGAUGAUGAUCUGGAGUUUUACGUGCGCAAGUGUGGAGACAUUCUUGGUGUGACCGGGAAGCUGGACAAGGAUCACAGGGAUGCAAAGCACAUCCUUGAGCACAUUUUCUUCCAAGUGGUGGAGUUUAAGAAACUCAAUCAGGACCAUGACAUUGAUGCUACAGAAGAUGUGAGAUUUUCACCACUCUGAUGUCUGGGGCCAUCUGGAAACCAUGUGGGACCCUUGCUGUGGUGAUGUGUACUGGUAUACUGAAACUACACUAAAAGCAGCUGCAUUCAGCCAGCUUCUUAUGCUUGGCUGAAGGAUGACAAAACCUGUAUAUAUUGUGAGACAGUUUUUUUCCCCUUCAUGUACAUUCUAAAUGGAUUUAACAAAACCAUGACUACAGCAAAUGCAUGCUGUCUGUCAGGACCUCUACUCUAACUUUUGAUAAUAUGUUUGCUACGCUUUCAAUGUCAUAUUUAAAUACAGUUUGUAUAAAUGUACACAAAUAAACGUUUGCUACAAAUUUAUAUAAAUUCAAGCUUUAUUAAAGUUUUUUUUUUCCUCCUUAAAAAUAUGUACAGAAAAGUUCACAUUCCCAGUCAGGGGGGAAAACGGAACAUUUUAGAAGUCCAGUUACACACAUUGGCACAUUUUAUGUUACUG
Molecule: messenger RNA, 1915 nt
Organism: Engraulis encrasicolus (European anchovy)
Lineage: Eukaryota; Metazoa; Chordata; Actinopteri; Clupeiformes; Engraulidae
Gene: ift52
Product: intraflagellar transport 52 homolog (Chlamydomonas)
Exons: 14
Coding region: 146-1456 (436 amino acids)
Biological process (GO): cilium assembly; intraciliary transport
Cellular component (GO): cilium; intraciliary transport particle B; centriole
Source: RefSeq, a predicted model, not a curated record